AACAACAUCGAUCACAAACCCUAAAGUCUCAGCUCGGUCUCCUCUCCAGUCCACGCCCCUCCGCCUGACACUACAUGCCUGCAUGGUCCGACCGGCCGAGGAUCCAGGAAGGUUGGCGGACCGCGCACAUCAUGAUCCGGGACCUGAUCGCAUGAAAGCCGAACAUCCUCAUCUGCAGCUCUCACCUAAAGGAAGGUAUCAUGAUUCCUGUGAUGGAAUUCCGGCAGUUCUCUGAACAGCAGCCAGCGUUCAGAGUCCUGAAGCCGUGGUGGGAUGUGUUCACCGACUACUUGUCUGUAAUCAUGCUCAUGAUCGGCGUCUUUGGAUGCACUCUUCAGGUAAUGCAAGAUAAAAUCAUAUGCCUUCCUCAGAGAGUGCCGGUGCCUUCGGAGAACACAAGUGAAGUGGAAGUGAAAUCACUGUUACAUCUGCAGCCCAACACAUCAGCCAUACCAAAAGAAAUGACAGGCCUGAAAACAGAUCUGGAUCUUCAACAGUACAGUUUCAUCAAUCAGAUGUGUUAUGAGAAGGCUCUGCACUGGUAUGCCAAGUACUUUCCUUAUUUGGUUCUUAUACACACUCUUGUUUUCAUGGUGUGCAGCAACUUCUGGUUCAAAUUCCCCGGCUCGAGCUCUAAAAUAGAGCAUUUUAUCUCCAUGCUUGGCAAGUGCUUCGACUCUCCGUGGACCACACGUGCUUUGUCGGAGGUGUCCGGAGAAAAUCCCGAAGAAAAGGACCAUAAAAAGAGCGCCACCUCAAGGUCCAACAUCAUUGUGUCUCCUGGAGAAGGAAGCCUGGAGAAGACCCAGUCCCUCCGGUCGAUCCCGGAAAAGAUUGUAGUUGAAAAGCCAUCAGCAAGUGUUCUUGAUAAAAAAGAGGGUGAACAAGCUAAAGCUCUUUUUGAAAAGGUGAAGAAGUUCCGUUUGCACGUUGAGGAAGGAGACAUCCUGUAUCUUAUGUACGUUCGUCAGACAGUGUUCAAAGUGUUUAAAUUCCUCCUGAUCAUUGCCUAUAAUAGCUCUCUCGUCAAUAAAGUGCGGAACAGAGUGCGUUGCGAAGUUGAGAUCCAGGACAUGACAGGCUACAAAGAUUUCGAAUGUAAUCACACAAUGGCUCACCUGUUUUCUAAGCUGUCUUACUGUUACCUGUGUUUAGUAGCUGUCUAUGGGUUAACAAGCCUUUACACCUCUUACUGGCUGUUUUACCGCUCACUGAAAGAAUACUCCUUUGAGUAUGUGCGACAGGAAACAGGCAUCAACGACAUCCCGGACGUCAAAAACGACUUUGCUUUCAUGCUACACAUGAUCGAUCAGUACGACCCGCUGUACUCCAAACGAUUUGCAGUUUUUCUCUCUGAGGUCAGUGAGAACAAACUGAAACAGCUGAACCUCAAUCAUGAGUGGACCCCGGAGAAAUUGCGCCAGAGACUGCAGACUAACGGCAACAACAGACUUGAACUUCAGCUGUUCAUGCUCCCUGGGUUACCCGACACUGUCUUUGAGUUGACGGAGCUGCAGUCACUCAAGCUGGAGAUCAUCAACAAUGUCACCAUCCCUGCUUCAAUCUCUCAGCUGGAAGACCUUCAGGAGUUGUCUCUUUACCAAUGCUCUCUAAAGUUGCACACAACAGCUACCUCCUUCCUCAAAGAGAACCUGAAAGUGCUUCGUGUGAAAUUCGAUGAUAACAGGGAACUUCCAAACUGGAUGUAUGGCCUGCGCAGCUUAGAGGAGCUCUAUCUCACCGGGUCUCUGAGCCCUGAUGCCUCCAAAAAUAUAGUUCUUGAGUCACUGCGGGAGUUGAAGUGCCUGAAAACUCUCUCCCUUAAGAGUAAUUUGACCAAGAUACCCCAGUCUAUCGUGGAUGUUUCCAGCCACCUGCAGCGCCUGUACUUACACAAUGAUGGCACUAAGCUAGUAAUGCUCAACAACCUGAAAAAGAUGACCAACCUGAUCGAAUUGGAACUCGUGCGUUGUGAUCUGGAACGCAUCCCACAUGCAAUCUUCAGCCUAACGAAUCUGCAAGAGCUUGACCUGAAAGAGAACAACCUUCGCUCAAUAGAAGAGAUCAUCAGCUUCCAGCAUCUUCGAAAACUCACUUGCCUCAAACUUUGGUACAAUGGCAUCAUGUACAUCCCGGAGCAUAUCAAGAAGCUCGGCAGCCUAGAGCGCCUCUACUUCAGCCACAACAAGAUUGAGAUUUUGCCUUCGCACCUGUUCUUGUGCAACAAGUUGCGCUACCUGGACCUGUCCAACAAUGACAUCAGAUUCAUUCCUCCAGAAAUCGGAGUCCUUCAGAGUCUCCAGUAUUUCUCUGUCACCUGCAACAAAAUCGAAAAUCUACCAGAUGAGCUUUUCUUUUGCAAAAAGCUCAAAACACUAAAGCUCGGCAAAAACUCGCUGUCUAUACUCUCACCAAAAAUUUCCUACCUAGCUCUUCUGACAUACUUGGACCUCAAAUGCAACCACUUUGAGUUCCUGCCCCAAGAGCUUGGUUGCUGUCGUGCUUUGAAGCGCAGUGGCCUUAUGGUGGAAGAGACACUGUUUGAAACUCUGCCUUCUGAUGUCAGGGACCAAAUGAAGGCUGAGUGAGACGCCUUAUUGUAGCCACAGUGCCUGCUGUCUGUUCUGUCUACCACUGCAGAGCAUUUUUUUUUGUAUGAACUCAUUACCAUAUUUAAGUAUUACACUACUGUUAAGAAAGUUAUUCUUCCAGUUUCUUUGACGAGGGGAAAAAUUACUUAUUCAUUUAUUGUCACAUAGAGUGUGGCUGCAACAGGAGUGCUUGUUUUGUUGUUUAUUGACAUGUUACAACCCUGUCGCCUGAAAAAAUGUAGGCAUACGUUUCGCCAAACUAUGGAUACAUUACAUCUGUAUGCAAUUAUAUACACUAGCAGAUAGGCUGAAACUUGUGGUUGUGUUUGGCAUAAAUGGUUAAGAAAAGCUCAUGUUUUGGCUUGAACUACCUGCUUCUGAUGGCACUAUUCCGGCAGGAAACGCAGCAAUGUCUCAGUAAAAAAGAGCCUCUUUUUGUGGCACUAUCUUCGGCGUAAAAACAGUGACAGCUCACUAAAAAACAACCACAUUUGGUGGCUAAAAAGCUGCUCAGAACUUAGCAAUGAAGAGCUAAGUGUGGCCAUCUACGGUGCCCCCCCCCUCCAGAUGACAAAAUCAACUCAUACACUCCGUCGGUUUAGGAACGUUUGUAUGGUACGUAGGAAACAUACAAAUGUUAUGUAUUUUUGGUUUGCAGAAAUGUGCAGUGCCAACAUUUUCCUCUGGCAACUGGGCUGCAUAUUAUCCUUUCGCAAGACCUACUUAAAGGAACAGUUUAGCAUUUUUGGAAAUACACUGUCUUGCUUUCUUGCUUGGAGUUAGAUGUGAAUAUUAACAUCAAUCUCAUAUCUGUAAGUUAAACAUGAAACUAUAGCCAGCAGGCAGUUAACUUAGCUUAGCACAAAGACUGGAAGAGGGAAACAGCUGGAACAGCCAUGAUCUGUCUGAAGGUGAACCUACCACCAACUUUGAAACUAACUAAUUCACACAUUAUAGCGUAUUUUGUUAAUAUUGCACAAAAACUGAAAUGUUAAAAUGGUAAGUUGUGGGUUAAUGGGGAGCUGCAUGCUGGACUAUUUUUGUCCUGGUUUUGUCCUGGAGUUCCUUUCUUAAUUUCUGAACUUUAAUGCUGAUUAAGGCUGCAAAGUUGGAUUUAUUCAAAAAACACUUAAAACACAUUAAAUUUGGCUCAAUAGUGACAAUAUUAAACACAAGUACAGAAUUUGGCUCCAUUAUAACCUGCAAGGUUUACAGAUAAAACUCUUGUCUUUUGCUAGACAUGUUUUCCCUCCAUAUACAACAUGCUAACAAUCUUAGCAUAGGCCUAUGACAUUUUACAUUACAUAAAUUAGCCUAGCUGCUAGUGGAGUUUUCCUCUACUCAUAUGAAGCCAGGAGGUAACGUUAUAAAUUUCAGCUGCAUUGUAACUCACAAGAUUCACCAACAACUGUCUUUUACUCGACACGUUUUCCCUACAAAUACAACAUGCUAAUGUUAUUAGCACAAGCCUGAGGCAUUUUUACAUUGCAUAAAUUAGCCUAGCCACUAAUGGAGUUUUCCUCCACUCAUAUGAAGCUAGGAACAACGGAAACAUUUAACAAAGGUACAUUACAAAAAUCAGCUGCAGUGAAACUCACAAGAUCCACCAACAAAACAACGGUCUUUUACUUGACAUGUUUCCCCUACAAAUACAACAUGCUAAUGAUAUUAGCACAAGCCUGAGGCAUUUUACAUUGUGUAAGUUAGCCUAGCUGCUAGCGGAGCUUUCCACUACUUAUAUGAAGCAAGGAUAAAACACACACACGACUAACAAUGCUUCACAAUUUAUUGUUUGUUUUCAUAUGUGAAAAAAGGUAAAUUUAGGGCCUGUGUCCACAUAGCAUUUUUCAUUAGCACAAAAGAGGUGGCUUCAUAAAAAAGUGCUCCAAGGGCUUUUAUAAAAUGAUGCGCUGCACGUGGAUUUUGUUGCUAUGACGACAAUAUCUUGCCAUUAAUGUUAGCUAUAGGUAGCUAAUGCAAUGCUAUGUUAACACAGGGUCAACGACACAGUUAAGGCCAAAGCACACCGGCAGCGUCAUAUGACGCGAGUCAAGUGCCGCCCCCAACACACACAAAAAGCGUCGCGCUGCGGGCGUCAACCGGAUUUCUACUGCAAACUCCAGUCUGCAAGAGCUGGGAAGUACAAAAUAGCGGUUUUUCAAGGGCGGCGACGCUGGAAAAAUAGGACAAUAGCGUAAAGUGCCGCGGCACGUCGACGCAUGUCGAGCCGCCGCCGGUGUGGGUUUGUAAAUAGAAAAUAAUGGGGGCGGCUGUUUUGACACACGUCGUACGGCGCCGGUGUGUUUUGGCCUUUAGCUGACAACGUUAUGGUGACAAAAGCACAACAAUCCACCAGCAGCACCCAGUGUCCACCGACUGAUCUGCUCCCACAAACAGAAUUUCUGUCUUCACUGUGACAGUAGCCUUGCGAAAAGAGCAGCAGUGACGUCACCAGCACCUUUCUGAAAAGUUUAGAGAUUUUAAAUAGAAGUGCUCGCAGCGGCUGCAGAAAACGCCAGUGCGCUUUGAAAAAUGAUGGCUGAUAUGCUCCCUCCUCAUUGGGAACAAUUGAAAAAAGCUGAAGAAGAAAUAUUAUGUGGACAUAGGCCCUUAAGUUUUAAUGGUUUUCAGCCUACUAACAUAAACAGGAGUAUGUGUAGUUAAAUUUCUGGGGAGGUGCACAUUAGGCUAUGGUGCAGGGUAUGUGUCUACACAGAACCUAUGAGUAUGAAUCCCAAUUUAGAGGUGCUGGUAAGCUGAUUUAUUUAAUUUAUGGACAGAAUCGGAGUAGCCACUUUCCUCUGCUUCCAGUCUGUAGCCUCAUAUUUAGUGAACAGACUAGAGAGCGAUAUCCACCUUCUCAUCUAACGCUCAACAAGAAAGCAAACACGCAUUGCUAAAAUCAUAAAAUCAUUUCAUCACUGAAUGUAAAUCUAAACUGAAGACCUCACUAAAAUUUAGGCCAGUAGCCUUACAUAUGCUGUACUGUAUAUAUGUUAUGUUGCCUUUAAAAAGUAUUUUUAUUUUCUUCAGGAGACUGUUAGUUCACAUGGAGCGCAGCAGGAGACAUGCAAAAAAACAAGGGAUAUAUCUUACAUACGAACAUGUAAUACCUUGGCUAAAUAAUUCUGUAUUAUAGAAAUAAGUGCAUUAAACUUAUGGACUUUGUCAUACUGGUGUUUUUCUUUGGCUCUUGAAAUGUGCACAAGAUGUUUGCAGCACAUAGAAAUGUAUUUAUAAACAGGUUUUUUUUAUGUUGUUGACUAAUAAAAAUUUAUAUAUGUAUGUAAUUCUCAUUUCUUAGGUUGAAAUUUAUUGAAGUUCCUAGAGCACAAAAUCCACUAUUUAAAAAUGUAUUUGAUUCGAUCAGUGAUGCAGUGUGGUGAAAAAAAUAAAAUUAAAUCUGUUAUUGUACUUGAUAUUUUUAAAAGGGUAACUGCACAU
Messenger RNA from Epinephelus fuscoguttatus (brown-marbled grouper), 6035 nucleotides. It is a transcript of the gene lrrc8c, whose product is annotated as leucine rich repeat containing 8 VRAC subunit C. Gene Ontology annotation, molecular function: protein binding. The record is from RefSeq and is a predicted model, not a curated record. The transcript is spliced from 3 exons. Bases 201 to 2588 code for a protein of 795 amino acids. NCBI's taxonomy places the organism in Eukaryota, Metazoa, Chordata, Actinopteri, Perciformes, Serranidae.